AUGAUGCAGAUGGGACCAAAUGGACCACAUCCAGUUCUUCCAGGAAUGCCUUUAGGAGCCAUGCCGCCACUGCCUCCAAUGACUCCUAUGCCACAGAUGGCCAACGGAGUUGGUCAUCCUCAUAUGAUGCCAAAUGGUGUUCCGCCAGGACCACCACAUCACGUUCAUCGUGGAAGACCACCAGGACGUCCAGCAGCUUUCACACCCCUGUUUUUUUCUCCGUAA
This is a messenger RNA of Caenorhabditis briggsae, 225 nucleotides long. The record is from RefSeq and is a predicted model, not a curated record. The transcript is spliced from 2 exons. Bases 1 to 225 code for a protein of 74 amino acids. NCBI's taxonomy places the organism in Eukaryota, Metazoa, Nematoda, Chromadorea, Rhabditida, Rhabditidae.